GAUGUUAAAAAAUAUUUUAUGGAUAUGCUGGACCCUAGCCAUAACGUAUGCAUUCCGCAAAGUGAAAGUGGAAAAAAGCCCCCCGGUGAAGGGCUCCCUGGCUGGAAGAGCUGUUCUUCCUUGCUUCUUCUCAACCUUGCCUACAUUGCCCCCAAGCUACCACAACACUAGUGAAUUUCUUCGGAUCAAAUGGUCAAAGGUUGAGCAGGAUAAAGGAGGAAAAGAUCUAAGAGAAUCUACAGUUUUGGUGGCCCAAAAUGGAAAUAUCAAGAUUGGACAAGGCUACAAAGGGAGAGUGUCAGUUCCAAGCCACCCAGAAGACAUUGGUGAUGCAUCGUUAACUAUGGUGAAAUUGCGGGCAAGUGAUGCUGGGGUUUACCGCUGUGAUGUCAUGUAUGGAAUAGAAGAUACUCAAGACAUCAUCUCACUGGCUGUUGAUGGUGUUGUGUUCCACUACCGUGCAGCCACCAGCAGGUAUACCAUGAAUUUCAAACAGGCUCAGGAGGCUUGUAUAGAGAAUGGCGCUGUUAUAGCAAACCCCGAUCAACUGAAAGCAGCUUAUGAAGAUGGAUUUGAGCAGUGUGAUGCUGGCUGGUUGUCUGACCAGACAGUUAGAUAUCCCAUCAGGUUACCCAGAGUUGGCUGCUUUGGAGACAUGAUGGGAAAGGAAGGAGUCAGAACCUAUGGAUAUCGUCUUCCCAAUGAAACCUAUGAUGCCUAUUGCUAUGUGGGAAGCUUGAAUGGUGAUGUUUUCCAUGUAACUGCUCCCAACAAGCUAACCUUUGAAGAAGCUAAAAGGCAGUGUGAAGCACAGGAUGCGGUUCUUGCAUCUGUCGGUGACCUGCAUGCUGCCUGGAGGAAUGGCUUUGACCAAUGUGACUAUGGCUGGUUGGCUGAUGGCAGUGUGCGCUACCCUGCUUCUGUGGCAAGAAUGCAGUGUGGAGGAGGUUUACUUGGUGUCAGAACCCUCUUUCGCUAUGAGAACCAAACAGGGUUUCCUGACCCAGACAGCCAAUUUGAUGCCUACUGUUUUAAACGCCAAGAUCCAUGCAAAACUAAUCCCUGUCUACAUGGAGGCACGUGCUAUCCACGGGACUCUUUCUACAUUUGCACAUGUAUGCCAGGCUACAGUGGUGAACGGUGUGAAAUAGAUGUUGACGAUUGUCAGUCAAGUCCUUGCAGAAAUGGAGCCACAUGCAUUGAUGGGGACAACACGUUUACUUGCCUUUGUCUUCCAAGUUACGUUGGGGCUCUUUGUGAAAAAGACACUGAAACCUGUGAUUAUGGCUGGCAUAAGUUCCAAGGGCAGUGCUACAAAUACUUUGCCCAUCGUCGGACGUGGGAUGCAGCAGAAAGAGAGUGCCGUCUCCAAGGAGCCCAUCUGACAAGCAUCCUGUCUCAUGAAGAACAGAUCUUUGUGAACCGUAUUGGCCAUGAUUACCAGUGGAUUGGCUUAAAUGAUAAGAUGUAUGAGAAUGACUUCCGCUGGACUGAUGGCAGUGUGUUGCAAUAUGAAAACUGGAGACCAAACCAGCCAGACAGUUUCUUUUCCUCUGGAGAGGAUUGUGUUGUUAUAAUUUGGCAUGAGAAUGGCCAGUGGAAUGACGUACCAUGCAAUUAUCAUCUCACAUACACCUGCAAGAAAGGAACAGUUGCUUGUGGCCAGCCUCCAGUAGUAGAAAAUGCAAAGACUUUUGGGAAGAUGAAGCCUCGUUAUGAAAUCAACUCAUUGAUCAGAUAUCACUGUAAAGAUGGUUUCAUCCAGCGUCAUGUUCCAAUCAUCCGGUGCCAGGGGAACGGACGAUGGGAUUUACCUAAAAUUACCUGCAUGACUCCAUCUUCAUUCCAAAGGACUUAUUCUAAGAAAUAUUAUUAUAAACAUUCUUCACCAGGAAAAGGAAAUUCAUUAAACUCAUCAAAACAUUUCCAUCGUUGGAUCAGGUCAUGGCAGGAUUCAAGGCGUUGAACACACUCUAGCCACAUUGGGAUGCUCGCCGGGCCAGCCAAAGUCCUAAGUUACUGUGCCUUUCUCUAUCAGUUAUAGGAGUAUUAUCAAGAAUUUGUGGAGACAUAAGGACCUCACACAACACAUAUCAACAAUUGCUACAUAUACCACUUUGAAAAGGGAUCCAUUUCCAGCCUAUCCAGUAUGUUAAUUGUUGAGGGACCAUUUGAUGAUCUAAACCAGCAUCCUGUAAUAAUUAAAACUGUUCCAUUUUAGCACCAACGAGAAUGUAAAUAAGAUGAUUUAAUGGUGUCUAAAUGUGUGUUGUGUUCAAAAUCCUGUAUAUACAAUGAGAUGUCACACUAAGUUCAGACUUAUUUAUGGCUAUCUGGCCUCAGAGGUCUUUAAUCAUUUUGAUGUUGUUUGUUUGUUUGUCUUGAGGUACUUCACCAGGCUGGAAAUAGUUUUAGAUUGUUUUUCUGAUCUUUAAAAAAACAACAUGGGGGAAAAAGAGCUAUUGCAAAUGGAAGAUGGACAAUGGAAGUAACACCUUGCUUUAAGAAUACUGAUGGUCUGUUCUCUACAAGAGGUACCACAUAAAACCAUGUGAUGUGAACCUUUCAUAAGGAGCACAAGGGAGAUCCCCCCUGACCUAAGGACUGCAACAGGGAACUUGACCAUUCCAGCUACGGCAUCGACCAAAAGGGACUUGCCUAGAGGACUUUUUUUUAAUGACAAAGAGGGCCUGUAGGAAUGCAAAGUGCUAAUACAAUAAAAUCUCAACCAGGGCCACUUUUUUAAACAUAAGUUUUACAACACUAACCAUAGGUCUAUGUUACAGCUCUCUGCAUUUUAAAGAUGGCAAUAGAUAGACCUACCUUUUUUGUAAAAAAUUAAAAAGUAAAUAAUUUUGUAUAUAUAAAUAUAUAUAACCAUUUUUAAUCCUUUUAUAAAGUAAUGAAUGUUUGUGUAUGAAUGCUGCAGCUGUGAAGCGUACAUAAAUAAAUGAA
Messenger RNA from Gekko japonicus, 2955 nucleotides. RefSeq names its product versican (gene VCAN). The record is from RefSeq and is a predicted model, not a curated record. Bases 2 to 1966 code for a protein of 654 amino acids. Gene Ontology annotation, biological process: cell adhesion. The transcript is spliced from 12 exons. Gene Ontology annotation, molecular function: calcium ion binding; hyaluronic acid binding. Lineage: Eukaryota; Metazoa; Chordata; Lepidosauria; Squamata; Gekkonidae.